Molecule: messenger RNA, 3564 nt
Organism: Dicrocoelium dendriticum
Lineage: Eukaryota; Metazoa; Platyhelminthes; Trematoda; Plagiorchiida; Dicrocoeliidae
Source: the annotation of a GenBank genome assembly
GCCUCUAUUCGACUACAAUGGCAGGCGACCAAACUUGCUACACACUAAUUGGGUUAUCACCGGAAGCCAAGUCUUACUCCGAGCAGCAACUGAAAGAAGAUCUUCAGCACAAUAAUGUGGACAUUAAACGCGGUGCUCUCAAAGAAGUCAUUCGUUUAAUCGCGAAUGGCGAAAAGUUUCCAAGUUUAUUAAUGACAAUCAUUCGGUUCGUUAUGCCGUCACAAGAUCAUAUGAUCAAGAAGUUGCUUUUUCUUUUCUGGGAAGUCGUCCCCAAAUACAGUGCUGAUGGAAAGUUGCUACAUGAGAUGAUUCUAGUUUGUGACGCGUAUCGAAAGGAUCUGCAGCACCCCAACGAGUUUAUUCGUGGCUCUACUUUACGGUUCCUAUGCAAAUUGAAGGAGCCCGAGUUAUUGGAACCUUUGAUGCCCAGCAUUCAGCAGUGUUUGGAGCAUCGGCAUGCUUACGUGAGACGCAACGCGGUAUUAGCCAUUUUCACCAUCUACAAAAACUUUGAACAACUUAUUCCCGAUGCACCGGAGAAAAUACUUCAUUUUCUCGAGCAGGAACAAGAUGCUUCUUGUAAGAGAAAUGCUUUUAUGAUGCUCUUACAUGUAAGUCAAGCGAGCGCCCUGGACUAUCUUGUUGCUCGGCUUGACCAGGUGGAUAAUUUCGGGGACAUUCUGCAGUUGAUUAUUGUCGAGCUCAUAUAUAAGGUGUGUCACGCAAAUCCCUCGGAGCGGUUACGUUUCAUUCGAUGUAUAUACAGUCUGCUUCAGUCCAAUAGUCCCGCCGUGCGUUACGAAGCCGCUGGUACUCUCAUCACACUGAGCACUGCACCAUCUGCAUUGAAAGCAGCUGCUAGCUGUUACAUAAACUUGAUAUUAAAGGAGAGCGAUAACAAUGUGAAACUUAUCGUUCUUUCUCGCCUUACCGACCUUCGCCAAUACCACGAAAGUGUGCUCCAGAGCAUGCUCAUGGACAUUGUACAAAUUUUGGGUGCAUCGGACAUGGAAAUACGCCAAAAGACUUUGGACUUGGCCAUGGAUUUGGUCACAUCACGUACGGCAGAUGAGCUGCUCAAACUAUGUCGCAAGGAAUUACUGAAGGCUUGCAGUGGCGGUCGUGGUGGGAGAGCUGUAUGUGAAGGAAGCACCGGGAAGUCAGGCACGAAUACCACAGAGAGCUCAGAUGAAGCGGCUUACAGAUAUGCCCUCGUUCACGCCAUUUACGACAUCUCCAUCCGGUUUCCGGAGACCUUGGAUACUAUCAUUCCAACCAUUUGUGAUAUCCUGACCUUCGAGGAACUAAGUGAUUCCAGGGCAGCUCUGGAAGCUUGUCGUCUUAUUCGAGAGGUGUGCUAUCGCUAUCCUCAGCGGAAAUCAACAGUUAUAGAAAAGCUAAUGCAAGUGUUCCCCACUAUCGCUGGGCAGGAAACACUGCGCAACGUCAUGUGGAUAUUUGGGGAAUUUUGCACUACUUUUGAAGAAAUCAACACAUGCAUUACAUUGUUCCGUCAAGUCAUUGGAGAUUUACCGCUCGUUGACGAAGAGUUGCGCCGCCAGACACAGGAGACCACGGGUUCCGGUCCCGACGGCUCAUCAGCCUUGCUGUCCUCGGAUGUCAGCAUUGGCCUGACUCCGGCUCAACGCGUCACCGCUGACGGCACGUAUGCCACUCAAACAGCACUCACUUCUGGUGCCUCCAAUAAAACCGCCGGAAGCACAAAGGUUGUCAAGCGCCCAGUCCUUCAAGCCGCUCUGUUUGAAGCUGCUUACAUGCCAGCAGUUGUUCUAUCUGCUUGCUUAGUCAAACUGCAUUAUCGAUACGCACUGGCUUUGGCAGAUCGUGCCAAGUCCGCGGAGAACGCCGAUGAGGCCUCAGCGAAGAAGACGGAGGCGCGUGAGAACUCUUUCGCCGCCGAAUGUAUGCUCAUCAUAGCCAGCAUGCUUCACUUGGCCUCCAGUGGCCUGCUACCGCAUCAAGUGAACGCCGAUCAUUUGGAUCGCAUGUGGAUUUGUUUGAAGAUAUUGGCAGAUCGCCGCCCAGAAGUCCUCAGUGCGUUCGACCAAACAUCGCGCGCCUGUCUGUCCGAAAUGCUGGCUUAUAACGAGUCGGAACGAAAGUCCGCGGCGAAAUCCAGGAACCGUGCUCUUGAGCAGCGACAACAACAAGAGGCGGAGAUGAACCGUGCGGAUGCAUCCAUCAAGUUCUCCCUACUAUCCUCUCACUCCGACCUCGGCGACAUUGCUGAUCGUUUUGACUUGACACUGAGUCAAGCUCUUGGGGCUGCCGUAAAGGGUUCUGGCGGUGAUGCGUACGCGACCUCCAAGCUGAGCAAAGUUCGUCAAUUGACCGGCUUCUCCGAUCCAGUUUAUGCAGAAGCCUACGUGCAUGUGAAUCAGUUCGACAUUGUUCUCGACGUGUUGAUCGUCAAUCAAACCAAGGACACACUACAGAACGUCACAUUGGAGCUGUCCACCUUGGGUGACUUGCGGCUGGUGGAAAAGCCUUCUCCGUUGACCAUAGCUCCACAAGACUUUGCCAAUAUCAAGGCCAACAUUAAGGUAUCAUCCACAGAGAACGGAAUCAUCUUCGGGAACAUUUCCUACGACAUCCGUGGCUCCGCCGGAGAGACCACAUGUAUCGUCCUGAACGACAUUCACAUCGACAUCAUGGAGUACAUUUUGCCCGCCACUUGCUCCCCAUCCGAAUUCCGUCAAAUGUGGUCCGAAUUCGAGUGGGAAAACAAAGUCACUGUGAACACACCAAUCAAUGACUUGUUCGCCUAUUUGUCCCACAUUGCCGCGCACACCAAUCUGCGCUGUCUUACUCCAAUGGAAGCAUUGUUAGGCGAGUGUGAUUAUUUGUGCGUCACGAUGUACGCGCGCACCGUCUUCGGUGAACAUGUACUGGCCAAUCUGUGUUUGGAGAAGACGGAACCAGACCAACCAGUCACCGGUCACGUCCGCAUCCGAGCGAAGACGCAGGGCAUGGCUGUCACCAUGGGCGAGAAGGUGAGCACUUGUCAGAAAACAUGGCACCAAGCAGGCUCCAACACAAAGACCCAUCAGUCCGAGGACGAUGGGACCCAAAAAAGUCAUUUGGACGAGGAAUCCGUGGGAAUAAUGCGCACUCACUCGCCUGCGAGAACACAAGCAUCCUCUUGAUCGUUUUCCUUCCUCCCACUUCUCCUUUCUGGCGGUUGACAGAACCACUGUUUUACACGCCCUCCCCCAACCUUGGUUUCCUAUGAUCCUGUGUGUCCCUGUUCUUGCCAUGUGAUUCACGACGGCUAUUUCCCCCUAUGCGCUGUCUCUCUGUGCAUGUUCUGGUGCGGAUGUUUCCGGGUAGUCAUAUACUCCCUGGUUUCCCCGUUUUUCCACGGUUUUACUGUGUUACUGAAUCCUUCUUCAUUGGUAAUGUUCUUUUCACAUGUUCAAAUAUUGCUUUUUUAUAACGGUGUUCACACCAAUACUCCGUCACUUCUUUCGCUUGUUCCAUCCGAUUCCAUUUGUUUCGGAAUUGAACAUGGUUUCAUUAGCAUGAUGGACUAAUUACCCUCUC